UUGUUUGGUGAGCCUUUUGCCUACUCUUCUUCUACUCCAAGCAAAAAGCUUCUCCCCUUCAUCUUCUUCUUAUGAUGCUUACCACAUAAAUAGAUAGAUAUAGUUGCUGAAUUCGUUUGUUUCAUUGUUUGUUGUUGUUGUUGUCGCAGAUCUUCAAUCCAAAUGGCUCGCAAGAAGAUCAGAGAGUACGAUUCCAAGAGACUUCUGAAAGAGCACCUAAAACGUCUAGCUAAUAUUCAUCUCCAGAUCUGCUCUGCCCAGGUGACACAAUCCACUGAUUUCACUCAGUUAACAAACCAAGAACCAUGGCUUUCAUCCACCAGAUUGGUUGUUAAGCCAGAUAUGUUGUUUGGGAAACGUGGAAAGAGUGGCUUGGUUGCUCUCAAUUUAGAUCUUGCUCAAGUUGCUGAAUUCGUCAAAGCACGCCUUGGCGUUGAGGUUGAGAUGGGUGGUUGCAAAGCUCCUAUAACCACAUUCAUUGUUGAACCUUUUGUCCCCCAUGAACAAGAGUAUUACCUUUCAAUAGUCUCAGAAAGGCUUGGCUCAACCAUUAGCUUUUCAGAAUGUGGAGGCAUUGAAAUUGAAGAGAACUGGGAUAAGGUUAAGACCAUUUUCCUUUCAUCUGAGAAACCUAUGACCCCCGAGACGUGUGCGCCAUUGAUAGCUACACUCCCUUUGGAAGUUCGAGGGAAGAUUGGUGUCUUCAUCAUGGGUGUCUUUUCUGUCUUUCAAGAUCUUGACUUCAGCUUUCUGGAGAUGAAUCCAUUUACGCUGGUGAAUGGAGAACCAUACCCACUGGAUAUGAGGGGAGAGCUGGAUGACACUGCUGCAUUCAAGAACUUCAAUAAGUGGGGUAACAUAGAGUUUCCUCUGCCUUUUGGAAGAGUCCUGAGCCCAACAGAAAGCUUCAUUCAUUCAUUGGAUGAAAAGACGAGUGCAUCCCUGAAAUUCACUGUUUUGAAUCCAAAAGGGCGUAUCUGGACAAUGGUUGCUGGAGGUGGUGCCAGUGUCAUAUAUGCUGAUACUGUUGGAGAUUUAGGUUAUGCAUCAGAACUGGGCAACUAUGCGGAGUAUAGUGGAGCUCCAAAUGAGGAGGAGGUCUUGCAAUAUGCAAGAGUUGUUAUUGAUUGUGCCACUGCAAACCCUGAUGGUCGUAAGAGAGCCCUUAUCAUUGGAGGUGGCAUUGCUAACUUCACUGAUGUUGCUGCUACUUUCAAUGGCAUUAUUCGAGCAUUGAGAGAGAAGGAAGCCAAGUUAAAAGCAGCAAGAAUGCACAUCUAUGUUCGAAGAGGUGGACCAAACUAUCAAACUGGUUUGGCAAGGAUGCGUACUCUUGGAGAGGAACUGGGAGUACCACUUGAGGUUUAUGGGCCCGAGGCCACGAUGACUGGCAUAUGCAAGCAGGCAAUAGAUUGCAUUAUGUCUGAAGCAUAGACACAAUUUGGUAUUCUUUCAUGAAGCCAUAAUCUGGCUGGGACUGUUGUAGACUGAAAUAAUCAAAAUACAGAGUUUCUCAUCCUUUUCUUCGUUCUUCGUCUUCACUCUUGAAAAAUUUUGAAAGUGUUGUGCAAUAAACGUGAAACAUGGUUGUAUGGAUGUAGCAUGAACUUUUGCUCCUUUAUUGGUCCUUUUUUAUUUUUUUGUUGGUACUUUGUUCUUUGAGCAUUGAACGUUUGGAUGAGAGAAAGAGAACGUUUCUAAUGGUUUUGCUUCUAAUCUGUUGAAAAAUGUUUCAAUUAAAAGGAAAUGCAAUCCCCAGUCUUUUGCUGAUGCAAAAAUGUCGGGUUUUUUAUUUAUUUAUUUUUGUUUUGAAAUUAUAGGGGGCUAG
Molecule: messenger RNA, 1828 nt
Organism: Durio zibethinus
Lineage: Eukaryota; Viridiplantae; Streptophyta; Magnoliopsida; Malvales; Malvaceae
Gene: ACLA-3
Product: ATP-citrate lyase A-3
Biological process (GO): succinyl-CoA metabolic process; tricarboxylic acid cycle
Cellular component (GO): succinate-CoA ligase complex; cytosol
Molecular function (GO): succinate-CoA ligase (ADP-forming) activity
Source: RefSeq, a predicted model, not a curated record